Messenger RNA from Lucilia sericata (common green bottle fly), 1864 nucleotides. RefSeq lists its product as uncharacterized. NCBI's taxonomy places the organism in Eukaryota, Metazoa, Arthropoda, Insecta, Diptera, Calliphoridae. The annotation marks the transcript as partial. The transcript is spliced from 5 exons. The record is from RefSeq and is a predicted model, not a curated record.
AAUUUUUAUAUUUUAUUUUUCUUUAAACUUUAGUUAUUUCUCAACUUUUUUAAUUAAUUUAUAUAUAUAGAAAAUAAAUUUUUAAAUCCAAACCCGUUAAUUAUUUUAUUUCAAAUAACACUUUUCAAAAAUUCGCUUAUAUAAAAUGGCGCAAAAUUUCCUGUUCAUGUUUGAAUUUGUGGUCGAUGAUUUGAUCGUUACAAAACCAAACUAUUGCGCUCCCGAAGAAUUUCCCACAUGCUGUGAAGUAUCCUUUCGCAAUAGUGUAUUUGUAUCGAUCUGUGAUCGCGAAUUUGGUCAAUGUCUAGAUCCCUGUAUGCCCAAAUGCGGUAAAAGUUGUUUAUUCUCAUUGGAAACGCCUAUUAGUGAUGGCGACAAAUUGCAUGUGCAUAUCUACAAAAAGAAAACGGAACAGUGUAAGUUUUUAAUAGGCUGCACGGAUCUGCCGAUUAAAGGUGUUUUCGAUAAGGUUAUGGAAAACUUCAACAUUGAGAAUCCUAAUUGGCAGGAUGUUAGUGCUAAACAUGUAAAGACUCUACCAAAUCCUAAGGAAGCGAAAAAGACAGCCGAAAUAGUAGACAAUGAUUGUGAUUCCUAUGAAGAGGGACGCCGUGAACAAUUAUGUCCCACUUCGGAACUGACCAAACAACUUUUGCCUCUGUUCAAUUUAAAAGGUUGCCAAACGGGCAAUGUGGUUUUACUUAUACGUCUAGUGGCCGUUGGUCCAGCCAUAGUGUCCUCAUUUACAUUUUCUCGCAUCUGCAAUGCGGGCUGUGAUAAGAAGGCUCCGAGUUGUGCACCCACGACUAGACCCAGUGGUAUUGGUAAAGAAGCUUGUGAUGCCACCUGUAGUCGUGCUGCUGGUGGCAUGGAUAAUGAUAAUGCCCACAUUAGAGGAGGAUGUGGAAAUGAAAAUCCUAGUGUUAGCAAACAGAAUAAAACUAAUAAUGGUUGUGUACCUUUAAGAGAUCCCUGUCAUAGGGAAGUUAAGAAACCAGUAUGUCAGCGUUAUUUUGCCUGCAAUGCCGACAAGGGUAGUCCUUGUGAUGAGAUCGAAGAUGAGUGUGAAAGAUCUGCCAAAUGUAAGGAAUACCGACAAAAAAUGAGUUGUUGUCCACAAUCUGAACAAUCAAAUAAUUGUUCAUGUGAUGAAUGCAUGGACGAAUGUGAAGCAGAAAAUCCUUGUCCACCCGUUGAUCCUUUCAAAUAUGAACCAUGUUCAGCAGAUACUUGUGAUGAUUGUGUUAAAGACCCCUGUUCACCCUGUGGCCAAUGUAUGCAGCCCUGUUUUCAGACACCACGUCUACCCGAUCCCGGACCAGAAGCGUAUGAUGAAUUUGAGGCCUGUCUAAAUGGCAGUGGUCUGGUUAUACGGGUACUCAAAGACACCCAUCAAGUGGAGAAUAUCUGCGAUGGUACAGAGGAAUUUAAUGAUGAUAAUGCCAGUGACUGUAAUAGAUAUAACGGAAAGGAAAAUAACAACCUCUCCGAUUGUAGUCUCUCAAACUUGAUGCAACGCAGUAAUUUCGCUCGUAAUCAUAUAAAACGACGUACAGGCGGACAUAUUAUCAAUCAUCCAGAUUUACCAAAAAUUCGUGCCAAUAUUAAAUAUUCGGGUAAUGAUAAUUGUGAUAUGGAAAAUUAUCAUGUACCCUAUUCGAAAAUUAAGUCAUAUUGUGAUAAUCAAAAAAUAAAAUCGAUAACUAUCGUAGUCAUCGUGCCAAACUUAAUCGUUAUAACGAACCUAAACAUCCAAAGGAUGAGAAAAUUGCUGCGUUCAAGUGAUCGUCAAGAUAUACGAAAUAUUAUGAAGGGUCUGGAAGUGGAUACACGUAAAAAGGGUAUCGAGGUUUGUUACAAAACC